Molecule: messenger RNA, 4090 nt
Organism: Rhipicephalus microplus (southern cattle tick)
Lineage: Eukaryota; Metazoa; Arthropoda; Arachnida; Ixodida; Ixodidae
Source: RefSeq, a predicted model, not a curated record
AUGAUUGCCACAGACGUCAUCCGCGACCUGCGUGAAGACCCUGACAAGGUUUGCGGACACGAGGACCACGUUGUGCUCAAGCUUGAAAAACCGUGGCUAUCGUCAAUGUCCUCCUCGUCUUCAUCUUCGACACCGAAACUCCCGCUAGGUCUGUCUCGCAACGACAAAGGCCCCCUCAUCACCACUACCGCCGACGCGUUCGUCGAGAACCGUGGUUUCCUCAGCGACCACCGUGUGGUUGCUGCGCUGUUCGGCUGUGCUUCGUUUGACGAGUGCCGGCCGUUGGGCACAGCAGCGCGACUUGUACUGUACAAAGUCAAGACGCUCGUGAUCGUCCGUAACCGCGACUUUGUCCGCACCCUGAUCGAUUUGUGCCGUUCUGUGGAAACACUCGUCCUGCAUCAUGACCUGCGACUACAGAUGCCAGAAGAUGGCUGGGGUGACAUUGGCAAGGCUCUUCCGCAGCUGAAGCGGCUCAUCGGCAGCGCGCCACCGUUGGGGUCGCGCAACUUGUUUCUAACUGUGUCAGCUACAGACAUCUUGACACGAGGUCCUGAGCCCAGCCAAUCCGCUGGAGUUAUGCCAAGACGCAAGAAGCGCACAACCGUCCCUGGCACGUCGGAGGGUGCACCCAAGAGUCCCGAAAAGGAAAAGACAACCGUCCCUGACACGUCGGAGUGUGCACCCAAGAGUCCCGAAAAGGAAAAGGGGAUCCGAGAGGAGCCUGACUUUCCCGAUGACGCACUAGAGAUGCUCAUUUCCGCUGUAGACACCAUUGUGCUUUGCGUGGACGAGGGCAAGCUGAUUCAAGUCCCGGAAGGCUGUGCCUCCAGUCUAGACCGCAGGCGGGUGUACACCAACCCGAAGACUCUGGUGGCUCGCAAAGAGGCACUUGCGAACAUGGGCGUCUCGGGUGCCGUGUUCGCCGGCUGUGCCCCGUUCUCUUCAUCAAAGCCUUACCGUCGCGCCGCCAUGUUGGUUCUGGCGACGGCCCGCUUUCUGUACAUCAUCCACAACAAGGACAACGUGUGCAAACUGGCGAGCUGGUUUUCGGCGUGUACCGACUUGAUGCUGCCACAUAAUCUGAACUUCCGCAGCAUCUGCAGUCGACAAGACUGUGAAGGCCACAGCGCAAGAAAGUCAUCCCUAGAGCGGAUCAAAGGCGAUGCACCAGCAUUAGGGUCGACCAGCCUGGAGUUGGACAAGCAGCUUCUCUCCGAAUGUCUCCUGAUGCUGCCCAAGAUAGUAUCUGUCCAUUCCGCCUUGGACGCGGUGCUUCACAAUUGGGAUGUCGUCUCAUCAGACGGAGUGGUUCUGGAUGACAUGAAGACUGCCUACUUGUCCAAAUGUCCUGAAGUUGUCCUGGGAGGCUGGCGCGAGCUGCCCGGCUUGGCCCGAUCCCACAGAGAGACCGGCGUCGCCGAAAUCGAGCGUGCCAGGCGUUUCUGCCCAGCUGUCAGGAAACUUGAGGUGGUGUUUGCGGAAAAGCAGGCUCUGUCUGCAGUCCUCGAUUAUAACCAUCUCACUAGCCUGUCCCUCAAGUAUGCCGGGGAGGGUAAGUGCGACGCAGUGGAGACCGGGCUAUUGAAGACCAUCAAGAAGUUGGUCCACUUGGAGCAACUGAACCUGCAGCUCUUUAGCAACAUCGACCUGCGCGAGAUUGCCGAAAACUGCCCGAAACUUGUGGACCUCUGUUUGUACGGCUGCACUCCCCUCCCUGAUCACGUUAUUGACGAGGAGCUCCUGCCGAAGAACCUCGUGUCUCUUUGCAUGGAACUGCCUAUCCCACAUUUUGAGGGUACACUAACGUUCCUUACGCUUGUCGAGGUAAAUCGGGAGACCCUAAGUGACCUUCGACUGGAUGGUGAUGCAGCGUCCAGAGCAUUUCUCGACACGUGCUGCAUGAAGCUGUUUCCGAGACUCCGGCGUCUGACGUUGAACACGAGCAGUUCGAUUCGUGAACUAGGCAUCCUGCCAAAGAACCUGCAUGACGCCGUGAAGCGCAUGCCCGCGCUAAAGUUUCUGGUCACCGACAGCUAUGACCUACGACUGUUCUUCGAAUACUAUGUGCCCUCUGUCUUGAUUUCCUGGUCCGUGUGCACGGUUUGCAUGGUCGAGCGGUCAAGGCAACAGUUAGGAGAUGGAUGAAUAUUGUCAAUAUCGAUAUCUACCUUCAUGGACGUUUUCCGUCAUGAUUGUUGCAGUUUUUAUUUGUAUUUAACUACAUUUGCUACGCAAUUGCAGAUAAUACUCAUACAGAAGUCUGCAUUGCCACCGUGCUGGAAACCUGUGUUGCUCAGCGUUUAAAACAGGAUACUGAGAGUGUGUCUGUCGUGGUGCUAAAGGUGCGAGCUUUUGUGACACAUGGUGACUGCAUCUGGCUAACAACCAUUCACUCUGCCGUUCUUUGUGGCGCAGGCGGAAUGCUGCUUGCCAAAGCUUCGAAACGCUGCGCUAGUGUGCUGCACUGAGUGAAACGUCUUGAAGCGGUGGGCCUUCACAAGAAAGGAUUGCCGUGCUCUCUAGGAGUCAGCGAGAACCACUGACUGAAUGACUGUUCGCCGGAUGCAGUAACCAUGCGUUACUGCAUGGCCCUCGCUGUCACCUUCACAGGGAUCAGCCAUGCACAGCGAGUGCAGCGUUUCAAUUGCAGAUCACUAUACGUAGGGUCACAUCACACAUAUCGCAAAAAGAAUGCCUGCUUGUCAUGCAUACAUUGCAGCAUUAGGAAACAUUCAUGGUCAGCUGUGGUGUUCAUGUAUGCGUUUAUCGAUAAUGGAUUUCUUCUGUCUUUUUACCAGUGAAGCUGGCGGUAAGACGUUGGCUAACGAAGGCGCCGCCGAGCCACCGCUAUGCAACCACCACAGCUGUGUACAGAUCAAUAUUUAUGAAAAGGAACGCGUGCGGCCUGUGCUCUGUGGUGACUGCCUACAGUACCAUCAGCCCAUAGAUAAAGAAAGCGCAUGAACUUUUGGGGGCAUUGCUCGUUGCGAGACCAGAGCGGGAGCACAAUUUAUAAGCGCUUGUCCAACAGUCAUGGCUUAAUUGUUUCGUUUGCAAACGGAUGACGCGAACAUCGGUCGCACUUUCUCUAUUUGUCGGUUGAUGGUGCUGUAGGCAGCCACGACAGAGUGCAGGUCACGUGUUUGCAUGUCCCUUUUCAUAAAAAGUUCACUGUACGUGCACUCUCAUUGAAUUUAUGCCGUGGCGGUAGGCCGCUCAUCGGCGCCUCCGCCCAGCGCGGGUGUCACGUGACAAAAACAACUCUCACGAGGUGUUCAUGUGCCUGCCAGCUCGCGCCCUGUUUGUGGCUUGUUCCGGCCUGAUGCUGGCAUGGGAGGGUACAAUGUCUGGUCACUUUGACGACGCCCGUGUGGAGAGGAAGUAGAGAAAGAUUUUGCUACACAUGGCUGCUGCCAGGUUUUGCUGGGCCCAAGCUUGGCUAAUUUUUUGCUCUUUCACGAUCAUCCCAUCAACUGCUUCGCUGUCUCUCGAGCUUUUUGCAGCAGUGCAAAUGUUUUUUUUUUGUUUACUAAUGUGUUGGAAGACCUGAACAUCGUGGCAAAGAACCUGCCCACGUUGAAAUGCUCGGGUGCGGAAAUGCCUCGUUGUUUUUUUAUACUUGUGUUCCUGGAGGGCUCCACCUAUGUCCGUGGUUAAUUUCACGUUUCAGCUUUUUUUAUUCCACCGCAGCCAUAAUUUUCAAUUCUGACAUGCUGGCACAUAAGAAGUGGCCGUCAUGUUCUGCACAAUUCUUCAAGAAACUCUAUAGAUUUUGUUCGCUUUUAUAAUACCUAUUCUGGUACAUAUAUUUUUGUCAAUUUUGGAAAUAUGACAAAGCAGUUUGUAGUGUUUUUUUUAUUAUAGAUACUAUUGACAUUUGUUUGUGCUGUUGAAUGACUGUCGUCUUCAAUUUGGUUCUAUUUUGUAGUAUAAAUACGAGCACUAUAAUUCUUGUCAACAUUCGAAAUACCAUGCCGACAUCAGUCAGUGGUGUCUUGUUCUAAUGGAGGCAGAGAUGUUUGUACUUUGAAUAAGCUUCAUCUAUACGCUGAAAUUAAAACAUGAACUGUAUACAAAGACCGAACAA